Molecule: messenger RNA, 11679 nt
Organism: Bactrocera dorsalis (oriental fruit fly)
Lineage: Eukaryota; Metazoa; Arthropoda; Insecta; Diptera; Tephritidae
Product: IDLSRF-like peptide
Exons: 5
Coding region: 1133-1804 (223 amino acids)
Molecular function (GO): protein binding
Source: RefSeq, a predicted model, not a curated record
UUGGUAUAUUAAGGAUAGCGAAAAGCUUCCAACGAAUCAGUCGAGUUUGAAACUUACACUCAAGUGGAGUUGCGAUUACGAGUUGUUGGCUCGUACUCAAACGUACAGUAGUUGCUUGUGUAGUGUAGUUUCUUUGCUAUGUAGAACAAUGUAAAGGCAUAUAAUUUGCAUGCAUUCGAAAAAAGUUUUACGAACAUAACGGAAUCUUAAUUUCAUUUUUAACGCUUGAGAAGCCAUUGUAGCAGUAAAUAAACGAACGAAAACGAAGCUUAGCGGUAAAUUGUAGCAAGUUAAAUAAUAACUGGAACACAUUUUGUUGUAGCAUACAUUUUGGUGCGAAUAACUCCAUUAAUUCAAAAGUCGUUGAUAGAACAAAGAAAACCAUAAGCAACAACAAAUCGACGGAAAGGAAGACGAACAAGAGAAAGCAAGAACAACUAGUGCAUGCGACAAAGCGUUUGCUGGGAAGGAAGUGACGCGAGAUCAGCGGUGUCUCAAAUACCAAGAUUAAGUGUGCGCCAUUUCGGAAACACGCAAAGCCCGAUUUUCGACGCUGAUUAGAGGCAGAAGCAAAGUGAUUGCCAGGGCAAACGAGCAUUUGGCACUCCGUGCAGUUAGCGGAGUACAUAAAGCGGCAGCAGAAACAGCAAUUGGGGAGAAUCAACCGAAAUAAUAACGGUCCCGUUGACGGGUGUUGCAAGUGCGAAGACAAAAGUAAAGCGGGAGAAUCGACUGGGAAAAGUACUAAAUUAACUUGGCGCGUGUGAAAAGUUAAAGCAAGUUGCUGCAACAAUCACAAAAACAAUUGUGUGAAAAACCAAAAUAAAAAACUUGAACAAAAACAAAAAGUGAACGCGAAACAAAAGCGUUUGUGAGACUAAGUGUGUGAAGUGAAUAUUGCAGAAAUAAGUGCCCAGCUUCAGCUCCAAAUAUUGUGUAGGAGUGUGUGCGCCCCUCACGUGUCAGCACGAAAAGAUAACUGACAGCGUUACACAUCGCGAAUUCCAACUUAAUUUCGGUGAAAUUUGUUUACACGCAGUGUGUUAAAAUAACAGCAGAGCUUUAAGGACAGCAUAAAUAGAGAGUAGUGCUUCGCCUCAGCAGCAUAUCAACGCCGUUAGCGUCGCUCUCAAUGAUGUGGCACGAACAGCAGCGAUACCAUCAGCAGCCGCAACGCAGCAUGCGGCGCCCGCGUUCGCCUUUGGCGCGUUACUGGCCGCUGGCCAUUAUUUUGUUGCUGCAAUUGUUGCUCGCCACCGACAAAGUGGACGCCAUCGACCUGAGUCGCCUCUACGGACAUAUGGCCAAUAACAUACAGAAGCGAAGCGAUGCCUGUCAUCCAUAUGAGCCGUUCAAGUGUCCGGGUGAUGGUAAUUGCAUUUCGAUUCAAUAUUUAUGCGAUGGUGCGCCCGAUUGCUCCGAUGGCUACGACGAGGACAUGCGACUCUGUACGGCAGCUAAACGCCCACCUGUUGAGGAGACCGCCUCCUUCCUGCAAAGUCUAAUCGCCUCGCAUGGUCCCAAUUACUUGGAGAAGCUGUUCGGCAGUAAGGCUCGCGACGCACUCGCUCCGUUGGGUGGCGUGGAGAAGGUUGCCAUAGCCCUGAGCGAAUCACAGACGAUUGAAGAUUUUGGCGCCGCAUUGCAUUUGAUGAGAUCCGACUUGGAGCACUUACGAUCCGUUUUCAUGGCUGUUGAAAAUGGCGAUCUCGGCAUGUUGAAGUCGCUCGGCAUUAAAGACUCCGAACUGGGCGAUGUGAAGUUCUUUUUGGAGAAAUUAGUCAACACCGGCUUCUUAGACUGAGUGGCGCCAGAUCCCGCUUCUGGAUUUUAUUAUGCACACGCACAACCCAUCAACCCCAAUUUUUACUCGUAUUUGGGCACACCCUAUGACAACUACAACUACUAAAUACGAACACGUAUUUUGUAGGCGACGUAGGUGCAAUAGGGAGACGCCUUAUUUACGAAUAAAAAGCACACACACACCCACACACAAGAGCAGACAUACACACCAACAACAACAACAAAUAGAAACGCAGAUACAUUGAAGCAGUGGUAUAACAAAAAUAGCAAAAAACACAUGAAAAAGUAGUUGGAACAUAAUUCUUUCUCAAAUCUUAAAGUGAAGGAACAAAUUACAGUGAAAUCUUCAAGUUUCUUUCCAUUUUCUACACACAUUAUUUUUGUUGGACUUUCAUUUGUUUACUCAGGUUUCGUUUUGACGUGUGUUUGCCGAAUUUUUAUAGAAAAAAGUCAAAGUAAAAAUCACAAAAAAAUUGCAAAAAAUUAUAUGAGACCAAAAAAAUCGAUUGUGUUUAAAAAAACUAUAUAACUGAAAAUAGGCUUAGGCAGGCGAAAGCGUGGGGCAGGUGUAAAAACGCGACGAAGUAGAAAUAAAAUGCGACAAUUGCAUAGUUCCAAGCAACCAAUAGAAGCUAUGUGGUGUGAGUAGUUGAUGCAGCUAUGCGGGCAGUGCGUACUUCCGGGGAUUCCAUGAGCGAAUGCUGAUUACAACAAACAUAAUAUUAUAACUGGUUUUAGUGCUACCAACUACGCUUUGUUUGUAUGCUUUCUUUGCGCACUUUUUGCUUUACUCACUAGCUAAACGUUGCUUUCUAUUCGACUCCGAGUCAAGGCGCUAUUUUGAUUGAAAACUGAAAUUUUUGAGAAAAGAAUAGUGUACAUUAAAAAUAUAACAACAACAAACAAAAGUAUGAAAUAGUCAAUGGUUUUCAGUGGUAUCUCAAUGUGUACAUUCCAAUUCAAUCAUAUUAAUAAUAAAAUGUGGAAGCAGGAUCGAUAUGAACAAUGAAAAAACAAAGCAAAUGAAGAAACUAAAAGAAAAAAUGCGAAAAAAUUGAAAUAUUACUAAGAAAAUUAAACAAAAUGGCGCAAACAAAAUGCAAUGUGUAUGUUGGAGGAUAGAAGAGUGCAAAACACAGGCAUUGCAACAAAAAAAAUUAAAAUAAAAUAAAUGAAAUAGUAGAAGUUUCUGAAAGUUUUGGAAAACUAAAACAAAAAACGAAACAAACAAAUAGUGCAACUAAAAUUACAGAAAAAAAUACUGUUGUACCCGAAAAAAAUAUAAAAAAUACAAAAUUAUAAAAAAAUUAAAAAAAAAUCUUUAAAAAUCUCUUCAUCCACUUAUGAGCAUGACUAAUGCCGUAGUACAAUUAGUAUGUAUGUAUCUCACAAUGGCUAUCAGUAUAUACCUUCCAGCUAAAAACAAAAAAACAAACACUUAAAACUACAAAAAUAUAUUUGAACUCUUUUUUUAUUAGAAAACAAAUAGCUGUAAAUUUUUGAAAUUUUUUUUGUGACAAAAAAUCCGCUCUAAAGUGUGUAGCUUAAAAAAGGCAUAACUGCGCCAAAAAAAAAUAUAUAUUUUAAUUAAGUAACUGUAUUUUCAAAUCAUUUACAUAACAAAGUGUGCAACUUUUUCUCUUAUAAUUAACAUUAGGGUGGCGCAAAAGUGUAGGCAAAUAUUUGACUUGACACUAUAAGCCAGUAAAGUAGGUAUACUAACUGAAUUUAUGAUAAACUAAAACAUAUCUGCAUGUAUUCAAAAUUAGAAAAAGUAGUUUUAGCGACAAAAAAAAAAAAUACGAAAAAACCACAAGACCCUAGCAAGCCCUGCAGCUAUUUGAAAAACCCGGUUUUCGAAAUGAAAAAAUAUUAAAAUAAAGCAAAUAAGUUUAUAAAAACAUAUUUCUUGUUAAAAUACACACAUACAUAUCAAAUUUAGCAUAGAAAUCAUACUUUCCAAAGCAUAAUGGCAUUUUAACAUGCUUUCGAGAGCGAUUAGUGCGCGUAUCUAUGAGAACUCAGCAGAAAAUAAUUGAAAAAAAAUAUUGAAAAUAAAUCUAGGAAAUAGUGCUAUAUGUAUGUAUGCAUACUUGAAAACUUAAGUCCCACAAACGACGCAGAAAAUUACGAAAUAUAGCAAAAACUUAUAAAAAAAAGCAACCCUGACUUGACGCGUGAAAAAGUUCACGAAAAUAUUAUAAAAUUUCAAAAUUAUGUAUUUUAGUAUGCGUUCGCAUAAGCACGCUUGAAAUACUUGAAAGAAAUGCAGAAGCAAACGUAAUUUGUGCGAAAGAGCGGCAAAAGGCGAACAAGUUGACACUUGAGUGACAGUACGGCGCUUACGCACGCCGACUGCACCGCUUCGAGCUUUUACAUAGUUACAUAUUAUAUAGCAUGUAUAUACUGCAUAUUUGCAUAUGUAUAUAAGCAUACAUGCAUACAUAUGUGCACUUGUUCGCGAAACUAUUUCAUAUCGUAGUUAACGGUUCAUGGUUCGUUAUAAAAUGGCAAAUUUAGAGGUGUAAAGGAAUUAUUAAGCAAAAUAAGCAAGUUUUUCAGCGCUAAUUUUUAUUUCUUAGUAAGUAAUGGCUGUUCUUUAACGAUUUACCGUUUUGUUUUAUAACUGCGUUCUUUUUUCUUUAAAAAUAUAAUAUUUCGCAUAAAAAAAAUAAUAACAAUUAAAAAUAAUUACCUGCCUUUCGCUGAAGGAGUGCUCGAUGCCGUUAACAAAUAUCUGACCCAAACCAAACUCCCGUUGAUUUUUAUGGAAACUCGACAGUUUGAAAUCUUUAAAAAUGAAAAAACAUAAACUAUUUUUAACUUUAUUUUUAAACGUUAUUAAUUUAUCAAAUCAAAUUUUUUACAAGAUAUAAUUAUUUCUUAUUUUUUUGAGUCAAAAUUAUUUUGAAAAUACUUUUUAUUUAGGUUAUUUUGUUAUUACAUACUGGAGUUACAUCACAUAUUUUAUAAUUUUUAUUAAAAAUAUUUUCAAGGUAUUACUUUUUGCAUAAAUUUACUUGGACUUAGCUGGGUUAGGUUAAACAGGUCUGCAGUCACGCCAUACAUAGACCUACUUGUCCUCAGUAAUGUCUGAUGUAGGUUGCUUUUAACACUUUUAACAAGUUCAAGAGGAACUUGGUAACGAAUUUUGAUACUUCCUUCAGUCACUUGAACUGCGAAGCUCUUACGUAGCUAAGACGAGUUCUGGAUAAGUUUGGAUAGAAGUAGAGAAGGUAUACCAGCGUCCCGUCAAGUCUACUUACACUACCGGCACGUGUCAUCUUUAUUAAUGCGCAAAUGUGAUAACAGUUGUGAUCCAUAGGCGAGCAACCGUCCUGGAGUCCUUUCGAGGCCAUGUGAGUAAAACGAAUGACUGUUUUUCUUCGAGGUCCUUGCACAUGAUUUUGGCGCGCCUACACGUCCUUUAGGCAUAUCAUUUCAUCUUGAUCUCACUGUCAGCCCUUACGGAAAUUGCAUGGUGUAGUUUAAAAACCAUAAAAACAUGGUUUCCGUAUUUCCUGUGUGUACUUCAUAUAAACUUUUGGUAAUUUCAUGAGCUAUGCCGUUAGACAGAACUCAUUUCUGGAACACAGUAUAUAUACAGAUGCUUUCCGGCUAUAUCUAAUGCAAACUUGCUUCAAAGAACACUCCCUGACGUAAUGCGAAGUGAGAUUUUUGCCUGGCCUGGCUAUCGUCGUAUACAUUAACCUUCGUUAACCUUCAUACGAUUUUCUGAUCGUAAUGACUUCCGCUUAGAAAAUACUGCAAUACGUAUGUCGGCUGCUUGAAGAUCCAACUGAGUUCCCGCUCCGAGCAAUAGAUUUCGACGCCGACUCCAUUAGACCCCUCCGUGAAAAUGUGUAAGUUCCGCACGCCAGUCGCAUGUUCUUACGCUAUAAACUUCCCUUUUUGCUUAUGGCGCUAUGGGCUGGAUUAUCUUUCUACUUUUGUCUUUACAGUGUACUCUUUGUUAUUUUGAUCUCGUGCUUAAUUUUCAAACCGUGCUUUUUUGUAAUAUGAUGGUAUGCAAAACCAUAGAAUUAUUUGUAUAAUCUCGCGAUUGCCAUAAACUUUGUUUCAAUAAACUUUGAAGAUGAUAGCGUUUUAAUAGUAGGAUAGCCCAAGAAUAAAUUAAAUAUAACGACCCCCACUUUAAUCCAAAACAACUUCAAGUACCAAAGAAAGAUUUUUUUAAAGUAAAUGGUAUUAUUUAUUAUUUUUCUUACUUUGUUAUUGCUGAAUUUGGAUCGUUCUGUAAAAUUGUUGAUUUAUUGUCUUUUUACUAUUUUCUGAAAAAGGCAACGUUAUAUAAUCAUAUUAUAUAUGUAUUUCCCUUUAGUAAAAAUUAUUCUUCUUGUAAUUUCUUUCAUUAUCUCAUUUCAUGAUAAAAAAAAUUAAGAAACAAAGUUGGCUUACUAAACGCGAUAGAAGCUUUAGAGAUCUACCAGAGAUCGUUCCUUACGCAGCCUUCCGACGGAGAAGCUCUUGUAGAGAGUAAGCGGAAUUUACACUGAAAGCGUCUACCACUAAACAUUGAUCAUAUUCUUUAAAGCUUGCAUGAAUUAUUUUUAAACGUCCUAUUUGGAGUAACUCUUUCUUUCGGACGAAUUUUUGAACUCUGACAGUUCAGCAAAGUCUGGCCAAAAAGAUUUAGGUAUUGAAUCGCUUCAUUCACCGUGUUUCACUUUUUAUUUUCUUUUUUUUUGUAAAAUUUCCGUCGGAUAAGUGGGUUUUACUCAAUCCAUCACGGUUGAUGGUGGUUUCUUUUGGAAAAAGUCGAUGCAGUACGCAACUAAAAAUACAGAUGCCAUCAUUUAACGGUCGACUGUUCCGUCUUUCCUUCGCUUUAGAUUCCAUUCGUCGUCUGCUGUCCACUCAGCCGACAGUCUUUUACAACUUAACUAAAAGCAGCUGCUUCAAGGUGUAGCCAAGUUGAAAACCAUAAUAUAGAUUUUGCAACUAAAAGUCUUAUGGUAUUGUAAUAAAAACACCAUUUCAAGCUGCUAACAUUACUUAAUGAUUUUGACAGACGGUAGCUUCUAAGGCCGUGUUUUGGAAAAUAUUUUUUUUUAGUUUCAAAUGACAAAUUUCAAAUUUAAAUCUUCUAAUUUGUGGGGUUACUAGAAAAUAGUUAAUUUAAAUCUAAAUCUCAUUUAACAUUUUCAUAUGAAUUAGUUAUUUUCAAAGUUAAAUUUAAAUUAUUUCGAUAUAUUUCUCUAUAUUGUUUUGAAAGGAACUAACUGUUGUUUCCAUGAAAAUCAUCAUAACACUAUCGAUCACUCCGAGGUGAAAUUAUUUAACUAAUAUUACUAACGAAACAUAUCAACAGUCACGAACAGGUAAACUUCGUAGUAUUAGACAAUUUACAUCUAAGAAAUAUUAGAAACAAGAGAAAAACGAACACAGAGUGCAAAAUACAACCCUGUGGACAACAAAAGCUUUGAAAUUGUAACAUAGCUACAGUGAACAAUAGAUAUAACGAAUUGGUCAAACAAAAAUGAAAGCAAAUGAAAAUAUUUAAAGUAGUUGAGAAGCUUAAGUGAGAGAACGUGUUAGACGAAAUGCAUAAUAAGCUGAAAACUGUAUAUUUUUAUAAAAAAAAUAAUGAUAACUGAAAUAAAGAUAAAAUACUGAACAUGUAGAGCUCAAGAGAAUAUGACAAAUUGCUUUAGAAUUUCUAAGUAACACAAGCAAGCAGGAAAAAGAGAGUAAUUUCAACCCAAAAUUUUCACAAAAAAAAUAUAUAUAUAUUCUUGAACUCAAAAAUAGAGCUAAAACAUAUCAGUAUAACGCGUACAAAGCCAUACAUCACUACAAAUCACGAAGAACUCACCGCAAACUACAUACCAUGGAACCACUCAAGAGACCACUUUGAAUAAAUGGAGUUAUAAGUACCUUAAAUUAGAGAGUAGUGAGAAAACAAAAAUUACCAACAAACAAAGGAAAUAAAAAUGAAGAAAUUACCGAAGAAAAUGUUGAAUAAUAUAACCACUAAUCUACUAUUAAACUAUCUUUAGAAGAAACGCAAUGUAUAUUGAAUAACGACUACACUGUGAAAAAUAAUGUUGUACUCAAUGCUAUUUAGUAGCUCUUAGAAAACAGCGUAGACGCAGUUACUUCAGCAAAACAAUGUUAGUAAUAAAUAAAACUACACGUUUGCUUAGUAAGCUAGAAAGUACACUGAGAAAAACUUAUUUCUGGAAUAAUAGAAGAAUCUAACGUCUUAAUAAACCAAAAAGUACACUGAAAAAAAUUUAUUUUACAAAUAAUGAAAAAUUCUUACAAUGCAUGGCUACCACAAAGAUAACUGAAUUGUAUGUGUAUAAAAGUGUGUAUAUAAAAUAUAUAAGUAAGUAAAAAAAACUAUAAAAGUUACAUAUGUAUGUAUACAAGUUGGAAUUUAUUAUUAAAAAAAAGGUGUUAUAUAGAAAGAGGAAGUGAAAAUGAAGGCAGCUCAACAAAAGAAACGAAAAUGAGACAAACUACUUAUUCCUAUACAAAAACAAAAAAAUAUGUAAAGUAAUAAAGAUGUAUUUAUUAUUUCACGCACGCAAAAUGUAGUAGAAUAAUUAAAAGAUAACGAAUACACUGCAAGAUUUAAUAUAAAAAAAUAAAAUUGUAGAUAAGAAAUAAACAGAAAUAAUAUUUUAUUGAAACUAAAAAUUAAAAAAAAAUAUAAAUACAAAUGCCUAAUAAAUAUUGAUUAUUGAAAUAUAAAAGAUGCUAUUAAAAAUUAAAUAUUAAAAUAUACCAAAAAAAUAUUAUGAAACAAAUAUUAUUAAAAAAAUACUAUAAAAAUAUCAGAAAAGAAUAUGAUAGGAAAAAAUAUAUAUAAAAAAUAUUAAUUAAAUAUAUAAAAAAAUUACACUCGCACUAAACCCUAAAAAUUUCGCAUCAAACUCAAAUUUUUUCUUUGUAAACAUUUAAAUUUGCAUAAAUAAUUUUCAAUACAAAAAUUUCAAUUUGUUAUUACUCUGAAAUUUUAAUUGUUAACUGUCGAAAAAUCUUAUAAAAAAAUAUAAAAAUAUUUUUAAAAUUUUGCUGUUUCAAAGUAUAGAUAUUUUUUAAAUUUUUUCAAACGAAAUCAUGCUUGAACAUCAAUGUAUUUGGCAACACUGUAGAAAUCAGUAAUUUGUUGCAAGCAAGUCACACUGAAAAAAGUAAAAAUCCCUUACCAAAAAUAACUGUAUACUAUAACUGUAUACUGAAAGCUAUAUAUGUAUAUGUUGACUGUUGAAACUACACUGUAAAUGUAAGCUAAUAAAUAACGCACGUCACUUACUCCGCAAACAAGUAGUUGAAUAUAAAAACAACUUAAAAUAGGUUCACAAGACAAAUUAACCGAAAUAUUAUCUAAAAGUGUAGUGAAAAAGUCAAAAGGUAGCAAAAAUACAAAGCUCCCCUGUGUGUGCUUUAUUUUUCCAAAUCUUAUCAGCUAACUAUUUCAAAGAGUUAAAAGAAUAUUCAAAAUAUGUUUAAGUAAAAAAAGCAAGUUUCAAACUUUUAUUGUAGAAUGUAAGAUAUUAAGCGUGUAUAUGAAAACUUUCAAAGGAAAUUAAAUAUAUAUAUAUAUAUACAUAUAUUAAUACAUAUACCAUAUACAAAUUUAAUCGCUAUACAUAUCAAGCCAACACAACGCAAUUGUUGAGUUAGAAAAGUUUUUCUUAUACAGUAGAUGCGAAAAAUAUCUGUGAACAUCAGCAAACAUAUCAGUUUACUUGACACAAAUUAUUAUAAAAUUAUAUAAAUAUAAAUAAAUUUACAUACAUAACGUAUUACCAACGAUUAAUGGAUAUAUAGUGAUUAAAGCAAAUACAAUAGAAAUUAAUUAAAAACAACAAAAUAUGUAGAAAAUAACAACAAGUUGAAAGCCGCUAAUAUUUUUUUCAGUGUAUAGUUGUUACAUUACUGUGUAGCGGUAAAUUUGCGAAAUGCAAACAAAUCAGCAACACACGGAGGGGAGCGAUUCAGUGAUUUAUAUUGAAUAAAAAUAAAAUGAACAAAUUGAAUUCUUUCUUAUUGGGAAAUUAAAAAAAAAGUUUUAUGAAGAAAUUAAAUUAUUUUUUACAAUAUUUUUUUUAAGAAAUUAAGUACAUUUUAAAAAUAAAUUUUAAAAAAUUAUUUUAACUAAGAAAUUCAAUAAUUUUUACAAAAAUUAUUUUUUAAAAAUUGGUUAUUUUUUUUAACUUUUAGAAAUUGUUUAAUUAUUUUAUAAAUACUUUUUAUUAAAAACUUCAGUACUUUUUACAAAUAAUAAUUUUUUUUAUAUUUAUAAACAAAUUAAAUAAUUUUUCAAAAAAUAUUUUUAUAAAAAAAAUUAAAUAAUUUUUAUAAAAAAAUUUUAUUCUCAUAAAUAAUCAUAUACACGAUACAUUCAAAAUAGGAUAAAAAAAUGUUUCUCAGCGCUGCGGAUUUCUCUAUAUUAUUCAGGAUAACGUUUCAAAGUAUAUGUUUCUUUCUCAGUCUGUUCCUUGGCGCGUCAACGUUGCAAAAUCGAAAAAAAUGUUGUUUUCAAACUACCAAGUAUCUAUUUAAGAUAUGAUGUGUUGAGUGCUUCCAUUUUUGAAGUGUUUCAAUUCCACUUCGUUCCAAAUGAGGAACAAAAAUUUCAAGAUUUUAUUUGAUUUGAUUUUCCAACCACAUAUAAUCACUUUAUUAUCUUUUGUUAAAAUGUUUGUGUUCCAAUUCCACUUCGUUCCAAAUAUGGAACAAACAUUUUAGGAUUUUUUGAGACUUGAUUUCCCAACCUCAAAUUAUUAUUUUAUUUUCUUUUGUUAAAAUAUUUAAGUACCAAUUCCACUUCGUGCUAAGUGUAGAAUAAAAAUGUCAAACUUUUUUAACAUUUUAUUUCUCAGGUACAAAUAAUUAUUUUAUUAUUCUUUUUUAAAAUAUCUAUGUUCCAAUUCCAAACUGUUGUAUUAACUUAAAAAAUUUAAAUUUUAGUUUUCUUUUGUUAUGGGAACAUUAUAUAAAAAUCCAAAGCUGUAUAAGUACAUACAUACAUACAUAUGUUUGUACUCCACAGUGUUUCAAUUCCAUUAUUUUAAAUUUCUGUCUUAAGAGACUUUUUAGCUAAUAAUUCGUGUAUUUAUUAUUAAAUUUUAAAAAUCGUUCCACCCAAUUGUGAAAGAAUCGAAAAUAACGUGAGAUUGUCUUUCAUUUCCACAUUGUUCCCAUUUUUAAACUGCAUUUGCCGUUUUCUGCACUAAGGAAUUCAAAAUGCCAAUUUUGUUUACAUAUGACGUUUCAAUUCCAUGUGUUCCAUUUUCUCACUAACUGUGUUUUUUUUUUUACUACAGUAAACAAUUAACUUAAUCAAGCUCAAUUAGAACUCAUUUCAAACACAAUUUUUGUGCCUUAUCUCAAGUUUGAAGCCAAAAAAUCUGACCCAACCCAUUUUCUGGAAGAUUUAUAACGAAAUUGAACAACAUCCCACAAUUUAUUGUAGAUUCUCCGAAAAAUCGCGCAAACUUGAGCUGACUGCACAAAAAAAGGCUUAAAAAAAAAGUAGAAUCGUAAGAAUAGCGCUGAUUUCUUGUAAUUCACAAAAAUACCGCUACAACGGAUAUUUACUAAACCGAAAAUGUUGAACCUGAGAAUAGUUAAAUCAAACGAACACACUUAUACAGUACACAACAAACCUAUAGCAACAAUGCAACCAACCAAAACUAAAAAAUAGAGCAAAUAUGAAGAAGCUUCAAGUAUCAAGGCAUGCAAAUAUUGAUCGAGAGCUAGCUAUGAUAUUGUUUACGAGAUAUUAUUGUAUUAUUAUACUAAAUAUGUAUUAUUACGGUUAAAACGCAGUGUACAACAACAAACCAAAUGUAUGAACAAUAUUAAUUAAAUAAAUUUUUAACAUUCCAAUGGAUCAUA